GACGUGCAGCUGUGGACGGCCAAAAUGGAGCUGUACGAAACCAAGGUGGUCAGGAAACGCAGCAAGAGCGAGAAGGUGCACAUGCAGUUCAGGACGCUCUCGAAGAGGCCAGCCUCCGUGGCGAGCAUCGAGGAGGUCUCGGAUGAACUCGACUUGCUCGAGGAG
Messenger RNA from Prorocentrum cordatum, 165 nucleotides. NCBI's taxonomy places the organism in Eukaryota, Dinophyceae, Prorocentrales, Prorocentraceae. The record is from the annotation of a GenBank genome assembly.